Messenger RNA from Tilletiaria anomala UBC 951, 1212 nucleotides. Its product is annotated as Ribokinase-like protein. NCBI's taxonomy places the organism in Eukaryota, Fungi, Basidiomycota, Exobasidiomycetes, Georgefischeriales, Tilletiariaceae. The transcript has 5 exons. Bases 1 to 1134 code for a protein of 377 amino acids. The record is from RefSeq and is a predicted model, not a curated record.
AUGCAGUCACUGCCGGCACCGCGGGUCGGGACCCUCGGUAUGUUCAUUAUUGACACCUUCGAAUUUCUUCAAGAAGACAGCACCCCAGAAAACCCGAAAGAUCGCGGAUAUGGCGAGCAGAUCGGCGGGGCGGGCUCAUACGCCAUGGUCGGCGCACGAGCCUGGAUCGAACCAGAUCGACUCAGGAUGAUCGUUCACCGUGGAAUGGACUGGAAACUCGAAUGGCAAGGCAGGCUCGAAACGUAUAUGAAUGUCAGCGAUCGUGCAGCUGACGCUGCAGCACGGGGGCCGUGGAUUUUUCGUACACGAGAAGCACAGCGGACGACCAGGGCUGUGAAUAUUUAUCAAGGCCAACACCGGGGAUUCGAGUACUUGACCCCAAAGCUUCGGAUUGAGCCAGAAGAUUUCGUAGACUCUGUCGAAGCCAGCCUUCCCGAAGUCGUUCAUUUUGUCUGCAGCCCUGACCGCGCAGAAGCUAUUUCGGACAAGGUCGACUCGCUGGUUGCCACGGGCCACGGCUGCUCUCUCUCCCUGCAGUCUCGCCAGCCAUUGUUGGUGUGGGAGCCUAUACCUGAUAGUGCAACCCACGAGAACCUGCGAGGCUGCCUUAAAUUAUUCCCUCGUCUACAUGUGUUCAGCCCAAAUCAUGAAGAAGCUGCAAAUUUGCUCGCCGUGGAUCCACCAGGAGAUGAUGCAGACGCAAGGUCUAUCAUAGAAGAAUUGGCGGAGGUUUUUGUAGGUCUUGCGCAAGAGAGCCAACCUCAUGCUCACCCGAUCAUAUGCAUUCGUUCUGGCAAGCUUGGCUCCUAUAUCCGCGGGUAUCAGGUACCCGGUUUCUGGUCUCAAGCGUACCAUACAGAGGCGAUGAAAGAAAGGGUUGUCGAUGUCACGGGAGGUGGCAAUGGAUGGCUCGGCGGGUUCUGUGCGAUCUUGGCAAAUGCAUACGCCAAGCAGAACCGAGAGAGCCUGAGGAGCGAUGAAGCGCUCCUGAAGGAGGCUGCAGACUGCGCUUCGAUAUCAGCUUCAUAUAUCAUUGAGCAACUUGGCCUCCCGGACAUAGAGGUUUGGUCACGAGAAAAUGGGACCGAUGCUCCUGUUGCACGCUUAGCCAAACUAAGAAACCGGCGAGCAUGAAUUGAAAUCGUCCUGCACGGCUGUGCAGCCCAAGCUUGUUGACGUUUAUGAUACACCACUGUCUUUUGAACAUUGCGC